Molecule: messenger RNA, 1377 nt
Organism: Stomoxys calcitrans (stable fly)
Lineage: Eukaryota; Metazoa; Arthropoda; Insecta; Diptera; Muscidae
Exons: 2
Coding region: 1-1377 (458 amino acids)
Molecular function (GO): catalytic activity
Source: RefSeq, a predicted model, not a curated record
AUGAACACAGCAGAGUCUUUGAGAAUAGACAUCACUGUUGCACAAAACAAAAACAUUACCAUCAUACCAAUCUAUCGACCACCAAAGCUUAGCAUCAAACAGUUCCUAAAAGAAUUGGAUGAACACAUUAACAAUGUAAACAAAAAACACGAGCUGAUAGUUUUGGGAGAUAUUAACAUCGAUAUUAAAAAAAACAACACUACGACAAUUAACUACCUUGGAUUGCUCUCUUCGCACGGUCUGCAAUGUAUGAUCAAAGAGACAACAAGAGAAGACACAAAUAAAAGAACCAAUACAUGUAUAGAUCAUCUCUUUAUAAGAUGUAAUAGAAAAAGAGAAAGGGCAUAUGCAGCCAUAAUAAACACAGCAAUAGCCGAUCACUAUGCAAUAAUGGGAUGCUUGGAUCAUAUAAACGAAAAAAUUAAAAUAAGCAAAGGAGACAAUGCACAGGGUAAUACAAAAGUUAAACUUAAUAAUAGAAAAGUUAACCAAUUGGUUAAAGAUACAGACUGGAAAAUGAUAAUAGACCAAACAAACAACGCCAAUGACUUAUUUAACAAAAUUUAUACGAAAUUCGAAGAAAUAUAUAAAAAGUGCGAAUACACUGUAAAAAACCAAAUUAAAAAACGAAAUCCGCAUCCGUGGUUAAACAACGAAAUACUUAAAUGUUGCGAAAUACGGGAUAAAUUACACAAAAAAUGGUUGAAGAACAAAAACAACAAAAGUAAUGAAAAGAUAUAUAAAACCUUCAAUAAUAAACUAAAUAAAAUGAUAAUCUAUUCAAAAAAUCAAUACAAUUACAAUCAAUUUUUGCAAAAUAAAAACAACAUACGCGGAACAUGGCAAAUUAUAAAUAAAAUAACAGGUAAAAAAAUUCAAAAUAUAGAUGAAACUAUUAAGAAAAAUUUUUCAACCGAAAAUACUAAAGAACUAACAGAAGAAUUUGCCACUACACUUGAAAAAAAUGUGAAUAAAAUAAUUCACAUUUGCCCUAUAAAAACCAGCCCAAGUCUAAGUACCAGCUUAAGCAAUACCAUAUUCGUUGAAGAAGCCAGCGAAGAAGAGGUUUAUAAUAUAUUGAAAACACUAAACGAAAGGAAAAGUGCAGGGAUUGAUAGCGUGAGGGCUGUGGAUUUAAAAGCAGGUGCGGGAUAUCUCACACCAAUUAUUACCGAAUUCAUAAACAGAAGCCUUAAUAACUCAAUUGUUCCCGAUCUCUUAAAAACUUCAAUAGUACGGCCAAUAUACAAGAACGGUAGUAAAGCUGACUUUAACAACUAUAGACCUAUUUCUAUUCUAUCUGUUAUAGAAAAGGUAUUAGAAGAAAUCAUGAUUUUAGCAAAGCAUUCGACACCCUGUCACAUACCCAGCUACUGA